Molecule: messenger RNA, 2360 nt
Organism: Syngnathus typhle (broad-nosed pipefish)
Lineage: Eukaryota; Metazoa; Chordata; Actinopteri; Syngnathiformes; Syngnathidae
Gene: irag3a
Product: inositol 1,4,5-triphosphate receptor associated 2
Exons: 13
Coding region: 1066-2244 (392 amino acids)
Source: RefSeq, a predicted model, not a curated record
AAAAACAAUUCAUAAAUGUUUUAGACUCAAACAAAAUGUCAGAGGCGUAACUGGCUAAACGCAGGCUUGGGAGCCCUGGUCCGACUGCAGCCAUAUUCUGCCUAGUUUCCAUGUCUCCCUGCCGCAACACUCCCGAUUCUAAUGUUAAUCAGUUGUGUUGGAGUAGUGUUAGGAUACGGAUUUUAGCUAUUGAUCUGACUCCAAAUUGUGAUCAACACUUAACACAAAAAUUGCUAUGUUCUAAUCCACACACUGGCGCACCUAACAAUUUUGCGAGUUCGUUCUGUCAAAGAGAAGACCAGUAGAUCAAUCAGACCGAAUUUACCAAUUGUUUAAUCUUGACAAAGCAAGCUAAUACAGGCGCCUGGGUCUUGGGUCCUUAACACAAAAACUCGUGUGCCUUCGUGACCAGAAAAGACGACACAUUCUUCCGGGUUGCCCAGUUUUAAAGAAACACAAUAUGAAUAUUCAAACAUGCAAAAGAUUGUGUGGUGAUUGGUCGAUGGUCUGUGGUCAUCUCCUCGUUUGGGUUUUCCCCUGCUCAGCACAGGUGUCUGGACCACAAAGACGAGUUGUUUUUCGCGUUCCCAUCGGCCUUGAGAUAUGCUCCCUUUCUGGACCUCCUGUUCCACAAUACUUUGAAGAAAACAAAUUCAUGUAGCCUGCACAUUCCUUUCCACUUAUUAAGCAACCACACUACUACUAGAAAUUAUAUUGAUAUGGUUAUAUGUGUCUAACAGAGCCUUAAUCAAAUGUGUUUGCAAACUGCCGAAAGUACAUUUCCCUUUAGUAGGGAGACUGAAAAUAAUACUGGAACAGGCAGGGUUCCCUACUCGGGACAACCUUCUGCUUGACACUGCCUAGAGUCUAGGCAAGCAGGAGGCUCAAAGCUACUUGUCCUGUUAUACCUUGACUGUGGAUCUCAUAAUGGGAUUAUCUAUUCUCAGUGCGCCACGCAGUGAGUCCAAAUGCAAUACAGAGUAGCCGGUCACCAUGAAAUAGGUGAGAGGUAGCGCUAAGGAAUUGUAUUCUCCCUAAAUCAGAAAAUGGAGCUGUAGAGCAGUCAUGCACCCUCAGCUGGAUGCGGAGGCAAACGGCGGUCAGGCGUCAUUUCGUGACAAUGACGACAGUGAUUCAGAAAGCAGUCAGGAGGAGCCACCACCAACUAACUGGAAUGAACUGUCCAUCAUAGAUCGACUGGGCCUCAACAGUGUUGAGAUGUCAGAGACCGAUUUGGAAAGGCAGUUCACUCAGAUUGCCUUGGCCUUCCGAUGUGACCAAUACACCUUGAAGCAGAGGCUCCAGGCAGAAGAGCAUGCUCGCAACCUGGCCGAGGAGAAUGUCCUACUGGAGCUUUCCAGAGGCAGAGAGACGCUGGAGGCAUUAAAAGGUUUGUGUCUGGACAGUAAACGUAGUAAAAUCGUGCAGAAGUUGGAGUUGUCGCUGGACAUCCUCACUGGCACCGUUGAACGCAUCUCCAACACGGCCGAGGUGCUUGGAGCAGUACACCAGGAGGCUCGUGUGAGUCGCGCAGUGGAGCUCAUGGUGGCUCAUGUGGAGAACGUCAAGAGGCGACUGGAGCGACAUGAGACGGAGCUGGAGGAGGCCAAGAAAAUGAUCCAGCAGCAGAAUUUCCGAAGGAGCAUCGACGAGACUGGAGAUGUGGACGAAAGUGACAACUGGAAGAAAAACUUUCUGCAGAAUGGCAGUCGUCGCAGAAUCAGUGUGUCACUGAUUCCAAGUGACAUCGAGCCUCUCAAGAAGGCAAAGCGAGAUUCCAAGAAACGGCGCACUCGUGGAGAAGCUGACCCGGGCAGUAAGUUGUUUUCUGCUUGCCCGUCUCCCUGCUUGAGCUCGGCAUCCAGCUGCAGCGGCAUCAACAAGGACGACAACAACUUGAUGGAUGACAGCCCACUUGAUCCAGAUGAAGUAUCUGCCCAUGUGCCUCACUCAGAGCCACCUCCCCAUCCGUCUCCCAUCCCAGAAGGUCUUGUCUCAUGUAAAGGUGGAAAGGUGCCACACAAAAGUUGCAUGCCGGACACAACGAAGCAAAGGCACAAGAGCAAAUCUUCAAUGGCAAAGAAAAAGACUGCCGACAAGGAGAAGAAAAGGUCAAACGUCUGCCAAAGGAUUUCUGUAGAGGGCUCGCCGUCCAGGCAGCGCCCACUGGCUCGCCAUCGCUCCCUGAUGUUCUGCGUCUUUUUGCUUCUUUCCUUCAUCACUUGGAUUUUUUUCUUUGUGUAAGAAUGCUAAAAGUAACAUAGUAUGGGAAAUAUACUUUGAAAUGCCCAUAUAUAUUGGUAAAAUGGUGCCUGCCUCCCAUUACAAUCUGUGUGAAAUUAAACAGCAAAAAAGUCAAU